Tetrahymena thermophila SB210 is the source of this 462-nucleotide messenger RNA. Its product is annotated as transmembrane protein, putative. NCBI's taxonomy places the organism in Eukaryota, Ciliophora, Oligohymenophorea, Hymenostomatida, Tetrahymenidae. The transcript has 3 exons. The record is from RefSeq and is a predicted model, not a curated record.
AUGUAACUAACUAACUCUUUCAAUUUAUUUAUUAACUUUUUAUUUAAUUUAAAUAUCUUUUUUUUUCUUUUAUUUAUUUGUCAAUUUAUUUAACUCAUUUUUUCAGUUUUAACUUUUGCUUUUAUUUUUAUUAUAUAUUUUUCAUUCAGUCUUUCCUAUUAACUAGCUAAUUACGAAUAUAUUUUUCUUGUAUAUUAAAAAAGGGAGAAUAAAAUUAGUGAUGAUGGUGUAUCAAAUUUAUGUAAUAGUUUAGCAGAAAUCACUAAUCUUAUAAGCUUGACACUUAAUCUUAGUUCUAAUAAUACGAGUUUCAUAGGUGCAUAAAACUUACUUUUAGGUUUAAGAAAGACUAAUAUCUCAACUUUGAGACUUUAUUAAGGAGUCAAUGAAAAAGAAAAAGAAAUAUUGAUAGAAUUAGGCAAGAGGAGCAAAUCAAAAUUAGUUUUAUUCCAAUUGAAUUGA